Anopheles coustani is the source of this 7454-nucleotide messenger RNA. RefSeq names its product pre-mRNA-processing-splicing factor 8 (gene Prp8). Gene Ontology annotation, biological process: mRNA splicing, via spliceosome; spliceosomal tri-snRNP complex assembly. Bases 100 to 7263 code for a protein of 2387 amino acids. NCBI's taxonomy places the organism in Eukaryota, Metazoa, Arthropoda, Insecta, Diptera, Culicidae. The record is from RefSeq and is a predicted model, not a curated record. Gene Ontology annotation, cellular component: U5 snRNP; catalytic step 2 spliceosome. Gene Ontology annotation, molecular function: pre-mRNA intronic binding; U1 snRNA binding; U5 snRNA binding. The transcript has 8 exons.
GAAAGUUUUAAUGCGAAUUUAUUCUGCAAAAUCUUCUUGAAACUGGUGAAAAAUACAUUAAAAGUGUUGCUUAGGUGGUAAACUUCAAAUUUAUCAACCAUGUCCAUUCCGCCAUAUAUGAUACCGCCCAACCAAUGGGCGGCGCAUAUGAUGGCCCAGCAGCAAGUGUACGCCGUGCAGCACGCACAAGCACAGGCUCAAGCACAGCAGCAGCAACAACAACAGCAAGCGGCCCAUCUACAUGCCCAGCAGAUGGCAGCGACCCAGAUGCAACUUCCGCCGAUGGGACACAUUCCGCCUGGUCCCCCUAAGCCUGUGGAUGUGGUGCUGACGGAGGAAAAGCUGCAGGAGAAAGCUCAAAAAUGGCAGCAGUUACAGACGAAACGGUUUGCCGAAAAGCGUAAGUUUGGGUUCGUGGACGCGCAGAAGGAGGACAUGCCACCCGAGCACAUCCGGAAGAUCAUCCGUGAUCACGGUGACAUGACGAGUCGCAAGUACCGGCACGAUAAGCGCGUGUACCUGGGAGCGCUAAAGUACAUGCCACACGCAGUGAUGAAGCUGCUGGAAAACAUGCCCAUGCCUUGGGAGCAGAUCCGUGACGUGCCGGUCCUGUAUCACAUCACCGGUGCGAUUACUUUUGUAAACGAGAUCCCGUGGGUCAUCGAGCCGCUCUACAUUGCCCAGUGGGGCACGAUGUGGAUCAUGAUGCGUCGUGAAAAGCGCGAUCGUCGGCACUUCAAGCGGAUGCGCUUUCCGCCCUUCGACGACGAGGAACCUCCGCUCGAUUACGCGGAUAACGUGCUCGACGUGGAACCGCUCGAAGCCAUCCAGAUCGAUCUGGACUCGGAGGAGGAUGGCAGCGUGCACGAUUGGUUCUACGAGCACCGUCCGCUGAUCGGUACGCCGCACGUGAACGGCUCCACCUACCGCAAGUGGAACCUCACCCUGCCCCAGAUGGCCACACUGUACCGGUUGGGUAAUCAGCUGCUUACCGAUUUGGUGGAUGAUAACUUCUUCUACCUGUUCGAUCCGAAGAGUUUCUUUACGGCGAAAGCCCUCAACAUGGCCAUUCCCGGAGGGCCUAAGUUUGAACCGUUGAUUAAGGAUCACAACGUUGGUGAUGAGGAUUGGAACGAAUUCAACGAUAUCAACAAAAUCAUCAUCCGGCAGCCCAUCCGUACGGAGUAUCGUAUUGCAUUCCCCUAUCUGUACAACAAUAUGCCACACUUCGUACAUCUAUCAUGGUACCACACACCGAACGUGGUCUUUAUCAAAACGGAAGAUCCGGAUCUGCCGGCCUUCUACUUCGAUCCGCUGAUCAACCCAAUCGCUCAUCGGCAUGCGGUCAAGGCGGUCGAAAUUCUAGUGGACGACGAUGAAGAGUUCAUCCUUUCGGAGGAGGUCCAGCCGUUCCUGCAAGAUACUCCCCUGUACACGGACAACACGGCCAACGGGAUCUCACUGCUAUGGGCACCGCGUCCCUUCAAUAUGCGCUCUGGUCGAUGCCGUCGUGCGAUCGAUAUUCCGCUGGUUAAGACCUGGUACAAGGAGCACUGCCCACCCGGUCACCCGGUGAAGGUACGCGUCAGCUAUCAGAAGCUGCUGAAAUACUACGUGCUGAACGCGCUAAAGCACCGCAAACCGAAACCGCAGAAGAAGCGCUAUCUGUUCCGCUCGUUCAAGGCGACCAAGUUCUUCCAAACCACCACGCUCGAUUGGGUCGAGGCUGGGCUGCAGGUUUGCCGCCAGGGGUAUAACAUGCUGAACCUUUUGAUUCACCGUAAGAACUUGAACUACCUCCAUCUGGAUUAUAACUUCAACUUGAAGCCAGUGAAAACGCUCACCACAAAGGAGCGUAAGAAGUCGCGUUUCGGUAACGCGUUCCAUUUGUGCCGCGAAAUCCUGCGUCUGACGAAGCUGAUUAUCGAUUCGCACGUGCAGUACCGGCUGAACAACGUCGAUGCGUUCCAGUUGGCCGACGGGCUGCAGUACAUCUUUGCCCACGUCGGUCAGCUAACCGGCAUGUAUCGGUACAAGUACAAGCUGAUGCGACAGAUUCGAAUGUGCAAGGAUUUAAAGCAUUUGAUUUACUAUCGAUUCAAUACGGGACCGGUAGGAAAAGGCCCCGGAUGUGGUUUCUGGGCUCCGGGAUGGCGCGUGUGGUUGUUCUUCAUGCGUGGUAUCACGCCGCUGUUGGAGCGUUGGUUGGGCAAUUUGCUGUCCCGUCAGUUCGAGGGUCGCCAUUCGAAGGGCGUCGCAAAGACGGUCACGAAGCAGCGCGUCGAAUCGCACUUCGAUCUGGAGCUGCGCGCGUCGGUAAUGCACGACAUCGUGGACAUGAUGCCAGAGGGCAUCAAGCAGAACAAGGCCCGUACCAUCCUGCAGCAUUUGUCCGAGGCGUGGCGCUGCUGGAAGGCGAACAUUCCGUGGAAGGUGCCCGGGCUGCCGAUUCCGAUCGAAAACAUGAUUCUACGCUACGUGAAGAUGAAGGCGGACUGGUGGACCAACACGGCGCACUACAACCGGGAGCGUAUCCGUCGCGGUGCCACCGUUGAUAAGACGGUGUGCAAGAAGAAUCUGGGACGCCUGACUCGACUCUACCUGAAGGCGGAACAGGAGCGCCAGCACAACUACCUGAAGGAUGGGCCGUACAUUUCGCCCGAGGAAGCGGUCGCCAUCUACACGACCACCGUGCACUGGCUGGAGUCGCGCCGUUUCGCACCGAUUCCUUUCCCACCGUUGUCGUACAAGCACGACACGAAGCUGCUCAUUCUGGCGCUGGAACGUCUCAAAGAGGCGUACAGUGUAAAGUCGCGCCUGAACCAGAGCCAGCGCGAGGAGCUUGGACUGAUCGAGCAGGCGUACGACAAUCCGCACGAGGCUCUGUCGAGAAUUAAGCGUCACUUGCUGACGCAGCGAGCAUUCAAGGAGACCGGCAUUGAAUUUAUGGAUCUUUACAGCCAUCUCAUUCCGGUGUAUGACGUGGAACCGCUGGAAAAGAUUACCGAUGCCUACCUCGAUCAGUAUCUUUGGUACGAGGCUGACAAGCGUCGCCUGUUCCCGCCAUGGAUCAAACCAAGCGACACGGAACCGCCACCAUUGCUCGUGUAUAAAUGGUGCCAAGGUAUUAACAACCUGCAGGAUGUGUGGGACGUGUCGGAGGGUGAGUGUAACGUCCUACUCGAGUCAAAGUUCGAAAAGCUGUACGAAAAGAUCGAUUUGACCUUGCUGAACCGUCUGCUCCGGUUGAUCGUUGACCACAACAUCGCCGAUUACAUGACGGCCAAGAACAACGUGGUCAUCAACUACAAGGACAUGAACCACACGAACAGCUACGGCAUCAUCCGCGGUCUCCAGUUUGCCUCGUUUGUCGCGCAGUACUACGGGCUGGUGUUGGAUCUGCUGGUGCUCGGUUUGCAGCGCGCCAGCGAGAUGGCCGGUCCGCCGCAGAUGCCCAACGACUUCCUCACCUUCCAGGACGUGGCGACGGAGUCGUGCCACCCGAUUCGACUGUACUGCCGCUAUGUCGAUCGUAUACACAUUUUCUUCCGCUUCACGGCGGAGGAAGCGCGCGAUUUGAUCCAGCGCUACCUGACGGAGCAUCCGGAUCCGAACAACGAGAACAUUGUCGGUUACAACAACAAAAAGUGUUGGCCGCGUGACGCCCGGAUGCGUCUGAUGAAGCACGAUGUGAAUCUUGGUCGGGCCGUGUUUUGGGACAUCAAGAACCGGUUGCCGCGAUCGGUGACGACGGUGCAGUGGGACAACACGUUCGUGUCCGUCUACUCGAAGGACAACCCGAACCUACUGUUCAACAUGUGCGGCUUCGAGUGUCGCAUCCUGCCCAAGUGUCGCACGCAGAACGAAGAGUUUACGCACCGGGAUGGCGUGUGGAACCUGCAGAACGAGGUCACCAAGGAACGCACGGCCCAAUGUUUCCUGCGCGUGGACGAUGAGUCGCUCAGCCGCUUCCACAACCGCGUCCGACAGAUCCUGAUGGCAUCCGGAUCGACCACGUUCACGAAGAUCGUCAACAAGUGGAACACGGCACUGAUCGGGUUGAUGACGUACUUCCGCGAGGCGGUCGUUAACACGCAGGAACUGCUCGAUCUGCUGGUCAAGUGCGAGAACAAGAUUCAGACGCGUAUCAAGAUCGGACUGAACUCGAAAAUGCCCUCCCGUUUCCCGCCGGUCGUGUUCUACACGCCGAAGGAGUUGGGUGGCCUGGGCAUGCUGAGUAUGGGCCACGUACUGAUUCCCCAGUCGGAUCUGCGCUGGUCGAAGCAGACGGACGUCGGCAUUACACACUUCCGGUCCGGCAUGUCGCACGACGAGGAUCAGCUGAUUCCGAACUUGUACCGCUACAUUCAGCCGUGGGAGAGCGAGUUUAUCGAUUCGCAGCGUGUAUGGGCAGAGUAUGCCCUCAAGCGGCAAGAAGCGAACGCGCAGAACCGCCGUCUGACGCUGGAGGAUCUGGAGGACAGCUGGGAUCGUGGUAUUCCGCGUAUCAACACGCUCUUCCAGAAGGAUCGGCACACGCUGGCGUACGACAAGGGAUGGCGAAUCCGGACGGAGUUCAAGCAGUACCAGGUGUUGAAACAGAAUCCGUUCUGGUGGACCCAUCAGCGGCACGACGGUAAGCUGUGGAACCUGAACAACUACCGCACGGACAUGAUUCAGGCGCUCGGUGGUGUGGAGGGCAUCCUGGAGCACACCCUGUUCAAGGGCACCUACUUCCCCACCUGGGAGGGUUUGUUCUGGGAGAAGGCGUCCGGGUUCGAGGAGUCGAUGAAGUACAAGAAGCUCACCAACGCCCAGCGGUCCGGUUUAAACCAGAUCCCGAACCGUCGCUUCACGCUCUGGUGGUCACCGACGAUCAACCGUGCGAACGUGUACGUCGGUUUCCAGGUGCAGCUCGAUCUGACCGGUAUCUUCAUGCACGGCAAAAUUCCGACGCUCAAGAUUUCGCUCAUUCAGAUCUUCCGUGCCCAUUUGUGGCAGAAGAUCCACGAGUCGAUCGUGAUGGAUCUGUGCCAGGUGUUCGAUCAGGAGCUGGAUGCGCUGGAAAUCGAGACGGUGCAGAAGGAAACUAUCCAUCCGCGCAAGUCGUACAAGAUGAACUCGUCGUGCGCGGACAUUCUACUGUUCCCGGCGUACAAGUGGAACGUGUCGCGACCGUCGCUGCUGGCCGACACCAAGGACACGAUGGACAACACGACGACGCAAAAGUUUUGGGUCGACGUGCAGCUGCGCUGGGGUGAUUACGAUUCGCACGACAUCGAGCGUUACGCGCGCGCCAAGUUCCUCGACUACACGACGGACAACAUGUCGAUCUAUCCGUCGCCGACCGGUGUGCUUAUCGCGAUCGAUCUGGCGUACAAUCUGCACAGCGCCUACGGCAACUGGUUCCCGGGCUGCAAGCCGCUGAUCCAGCAAGCGAUGGCCAAGAUUAUGAAGGCCAACCCGGCGUUGUAUGUGUUGCGCGAGCGCAUCCGAAAGGCGCUGCAGUUGUACAGCUCGGAACCGACCGAGCCGUACCUGAGCUCGCAGAACUACGGUGAGUUGUUCUCGAACCAGAUCAUCUGGUUUGUGGACGACACGAACGUGUACCGCGUGACGAUCCACAAGACGUUCGAGGGAAAUCUGACGACGAAGCCGAUCAACGGGGCGAUCUUCAUCUUUAACCCGCGCACCGGCCAACUGUUCCUGAAGAUCAUCCACACGUCCGUGUGGGCGGGCCAGAAGCGUCUCGGUCAGCUGGCCAAGUGGAAGACGGCCGAGGAGGUGGCGGCCCUCAUUCGUUCGCUGCCGGUCGAGGAGCAGCCGAAGCAGAUCAUCGUGACGCGCAAGGGUAUGUUGGAUCCGCUCGAGGUGCAUCUGCUCGAUUUCCCGAACAUCGUCAUCAAGGGCUCGGAGCUGCAGCUGCCGUUCCAAGCCUGCCUGAAGGUGGAAAAGUUUGGCGAUCUGAUCCUGAAGGCGACCGAACCGCAGAUGGUACUGUUCAACCUGUACGACGAUUGGCUGAAGACGAUCUCGUCCUACACGGCGUUUUCGCGUCUGAUCCUCAUCCUGCGCGCCCUGCACGUCAACACGGAGCGCACCAAGGUGAUCCUCAAGCCGGACAAGACGACAAUCACCGAGGCGCACCACAUUUGGCCGACGCUGUCCGACGAAGAGUGGAUCAAGGUGGAGGUUCAGCUGAAGGACCUCAUUCUGGCCGACUAUGGCAAGAAGAACAACGUGAAUGUGGCGUCGCUGACGCAGUCGGAAAUUCGUGACAUCAUCCUCGGUAUGGAAAUUUCCGCCCCCUCCGCCCAGCGCCAACAGAUUGCGGAGAUCGAGAAGCAAACGAAGGAACAGUCGCAGCUGACGGCCACGACGACGCGCACGACGAACAAGCACGGUGACGAGAUCAUCACCUCGACCACGAGCAACUACGAGACGACCACGUUCAGCUCGAAGACCGAGUGGCGCGUGCGAGCGAUCUCGGCGACCAACUUGCACCUGCGUACGAACCACAUCUACGUCAGCUCGGACGACAUCAAGGAGACGGGCUACACGUACAUCCUGCCGAAGAAUGUGCUGAAGAAGUUCGUCACCAUCUCGGAUCUGCGGGCGCAAAUAGCGGGCUACCUGUACGGCGUCAGCCCACCGGACAACCCGCAGGUGAAGGAAAUCCGCUGCAUCGUGAUGCCUCCACAGUGGGGCACCCACCAGCAGAUCAACCUACCGAACACACUUCCCGCCCAUCAGUAUCUGAAAGACAUGGAACCGCUCGGAUGGAUCCACACGCAACCUAAUGAACUGCCGCAGCUUUCCCCGCAGGACAUUACGACGCACGCCCGCAUCAUGUCGGAGAACCCCGCCUGGGACGGGGAGAAGACGAUCGUCAUCACCUGCUCCUUCACGCCCGGCUCGUGUUCGCUCACGGCCUACAAACUGACCCCGUCCGGGUACGAGUGGGGUCACAAGAACACGGACAAGGGCAACAACCCGAAGGGAUACCUGCCGUCGCACUACGAGCGCGUCCAGAUGCUGCUGUCGAACAAGUUCCUCGGUUUCUUCAUGGUACCGGCGCAGGGCAGCUGGAACUACAACUUCAUGGGCGUGCGGCACGAUCCGAACAUGAAGUACGAGCUGCAGCUGGCCAACCCGAAGGAGUUCUACCACGAGAUUCAUCGUCCGUCCCAUUUCCUGCUGUUUUCGAGCCUGGAGGAGGCGGGCGAUGGCAAUGGGGCCGAUCGGGAGGAUAUGUUCGGUUAAUGGAGGAGCUAACUUACAUGUAACGAAAAGGAUGGCAUUUUUUGUUUUCGAUGGUAACACACUGAUGUUUUAGUAACAAUAAGGAAUGGACGAAGGGACGAAGACGUAAAUAUAUUAAGUCCUUUUUCUCUCUGUACGGAGAUGGUAGAUGAUUUCCGUUAUCUUUUAUGUAUUUUAAUUGCUGUACUGUA